AUGUUCAACACGGAGGUUAUUUACGUGAUCAUGAAGAUCAUUUGGUUACUAGCUUUCAUCUCAAACCUGUGGCUCCGGUCUCAUGCACAGCUAGUAGAAAAAAAUGAAUGUGCAACGAGUGUGCACGCUAUCAUAGCCAGGGGUCAGGGCGGGGGCGAUGAUCUCAAUGUGAUGAGCACGCUUUCGGACCUCAUUCUAGAGCAGAUCCCCGGUUCCACCACUCUUGGCUUACCUUACGAUCACGAAAAUGUAUUAACAGAUGAAGCAAAGCGUCUUACCGUUCAUGACUGUGCUGUUUUGAUGCAGGAGUUUGUGCGGGAGUACGUCGCCAGCUGCCCCAAAGCCAAGAUUGUCGUGGUGGGAUAUUCCAUGGGUGCAGUUGCCAUGAUGGAUGCUAUAUGUGGAACAAGCGAGAUUGGAUUCAUUGAUGUUGCCCCGCUUGAGCCAUUUUACACCAAGACGAUUGUAUCUGUGAUCGCAUAUGGAGAUGAGACAUAUGACCCUGGAAUGCCUUGGAAUGUGGGAAACUGCAUACUUGGUAUAGGACUUACCCCUCGAAUGAAUUCGGCAAUGUGUGCGCCAUAUGGUGACUCGAUCCAUAGCUACUGUGACUAUGGUGAUAACCAGUGCUGUUCGCCCUAUCCAGAGGAUGGUAACGCUGCCCACCACGGCUACGUGAAAAAAUACAAUCAAGAUGUGGUGGCUUUCAUUAAAAAACGUCUUGCUAUAGUUGGAGCGCAAUCACACGCACGCAAUUAG
This is a messenger RNA of Penicillium soppii, 759 nucleotides long. RefSeq lists its product as uncharacterized. Lineage: Eukaryota; Fungi; Ascomycota; Eurotiomycetes; Eurotiales; Aspergillaceae. Gene Ontology annotation, molecular function: hydrolase activity. The coding region runs from base 1 to 759 and encodes 252 amino acids. The record is from RefSeq and is a predicted model, not a curated record. The transcript has 5 exons.